Messenger RNA from Biomphalaria glabrata, 606 nucleotides. RefSeq names its product glycoprotein 3-alpha-L-fucosyltransferase A-like. Gene Ontology annotation, molecular function: alpha-(1->3)-fucosyltransferase activity. Gene Ontology annotation, cellular component: membrane. The record is from RefSeq and is a predicted model, not a curated record. The transcript has 4 exons. Lineage: Eukaryota; Metazoa; Mollusca; Gastropoda; Planorbidae. Bases 85 to 594 code for a protein of 169 amino acids.
AUCUUCCAGGGGAAGACAAAUCACACAGCCUGGUUUGUUAGCCACUGCAUAACAUGGAGCAAGAGGGAGAUCUACGUGAAAAGAAUGAGGAAGCUGAUUCCCGUGGACAUUUACGGUGGCUGUAGUGACCGGAAGUGUGGGGUCAUUCAUUACAGGACCAGCGACAAUUCCUUAUGCCUGCCUAUGUUGUCAAAACAAUACAAGUUUUAUUUGGCUUUUGAAAACUCCUUCUGCAAAGACUACAUCUCAGAGAAGUUCUUCAAGCUCUUCCAGGAAGUUGACGUCAUCCCAGUGGUAAGAGGUGGCUUUGAUUACAAGAAGUACCUGCCUUCUGGAAUCUUUGUCGACGCUUCUGAUUUUAAGACACCAGAGGAUCUGGCUAAAUAUCUCCUUCAGCUUGGCUCAAAUCAAAAAGAAUAUGUUAAAAUGUUGAAACGCAAAAACAGAUGGUUUGAGAGAUACAUGACGCCUUUUAGGUGUGCUGUGUGCGAGGCCCUUCAUACAACCAAAGACUCACCGACCUAUAUCAAUAACCUUAGAGACAAAUUUAAUGGGAAUCCGUCCUACUGUUGGGAACCUAAAGACUUAAAUUAAUGCAAAAUUGUU